UUUUCCUUCCUUAGCUUCCAUUAAGAUAUCUUUGUGUUUUUGUUCUUUACAUCAACAUUGGUUUCACUUUUGGUGUUUUCUUCGACCCUUGUUUCUUUCCCUUCCCUUCCUUAUUUGUAUUAUCUCUAGCAUUUUCACACAACCUAUUGUCUGGUUUCUUUUCUGAAACCUACAAGGUUAUUUUUUUCUCUCAAACCAUUUUAUUAAGGUUUUUCCCUUUGACUCAUGAGAUUUCCUACAAUGUUUUAAAACAGUGUAAAGUUUUAAUCUUUAAUGUGUUUUUGAUAACCCAAAUCUGUGUUGAGUUUGAUGGAGUUUGCUUCAUGUAAAGGGUCUUUUCUUUGAGUGAUUUUAUGUGCCUCAAGAAAUUGCUGUAGCAUUUUUUCUCUAUGUGUUUCUUCAGAACGGUUGAAACUGUUCCAUUCUCUGUAGUAAAAGAAUCACAGUGUUUACUCAGAAGGGGUUUGGAAAUUGCAGUGUUGUGUGAGUAGAUUUGACUUUUGAGAGAAAUUUAGAUCAAAAAAGUUUUUUUUUUCAUGAAGAGAGUGUAGGGUGUAGUAGUUGAUUUUGAUUGUGGUGGUUGAGACUAGAGAGGCUGAGUUUAAUUUUGAGGAGAAAUUUAAAGGGUUGACUUGUCAUGGCUGCAAAGUUGCUGCAUUCUUUAGCAGAUGAUAAUCAAGAUCUGCAGAAGCAGAUUGGUUGUAUGACUGGAAUUUUUCAACUUUUCGAUCGGCAUCAGAUACUCACGGCUCGCCAGAAGAGACUUCCUUCUGGUAAUUUGCAUUUCAGCGAUGGAAGCUUGGAAAGAGAUUCUGAUAGCAAUCAUAGUCUACAACAUCGACAAAUCCCAAACGAUACGAGCUUAAACACAGGUCUGAAUGAAAAGCGAAGAAUUUCGACAGAAUCAUCGAGAGCAUCAUUCUCGUCUUGUUCAUCAUCGUUGUCUUCUUUGGACUUUAAGGCUGAAGUUGAGACUUCCUUUGAAACUCCUUCGAGGGACACAUUUAUGAACCAACCGUCUAUCUCUCCCCGUUUCGGACGUCACUCACUUGACCUACGUGAUGUCGUGAAGGAUUCAAUGUAUAGGGAUCCUCGAGGGCUAUCGUCAAAAUCUACAUCCAAAGAGCAAUCUUCUGUUCAUGCCAUGAAGCAUAGGGAUUCCCCGCGACCUUUUCAGCAGUCAAAAUAUGUUGAUAGAUCUUACGGAGUUGAAAUAGACGAGAAGCAAAGUGUGCCUAUUGAUCUAAAGGAGUCGAUCCGAGUCCUUUCGAAACUUCGAGAAGCACCUUGGCACUAUGGAGAUACUACUAGAGAACUUCCGAGAUCGUCGUAUGAAGUAAAAGAUGGACACUGGAAUUCCGUCUCAAAGGAUGCUCCUUGGUUGGCUUAUGAUGGAAGAGAAAUGAGCCGUUUAUCUUUUGAAUCGCGGGAGACGAUCAAAUCCACACCAAAGCUAAAAGAAUUUCCUCGGCAUUCACUGGAUAGUAAGGAAGGUUCGUGGCGCACUUAUAACUCUGAUUCGAAGCCUAACCACGGCUCAAGAAACGUUUACGGCGCCACUUCCACCUCCAAUGAAAAAUUCUCUAGUCCACAACAGUCUUCAUCAAUGCAAAAUCGGCUACCGAGUGUUGUUGCAAAACUGAUGGGCUUGGAAGCAUUACCUGAUUCCUCUUCGGUAAGCGAUACUCAGUCAGGUUCAACUGAAACUUACUUAGCUCAAGGUAUCGGUCAGAUUCCAAGAUCAUCGAAAAAUGGAUUCAUAAAACCGCUCCGAGUUUCCAACUCGCCAAAAAUGUCAUCGAAAGAUCCAACUUCGCCAAGGCGGAAAAAUCCUGACGUGGUUAUGAGACCAGUCUCUAGUUCAAAGUUUCCGAUUGAACCAGCACCUUGGAAGCAACAUGAUGCAAAUAGAAACUCUCAGAAGCCAAAUUUAAGGACAACGAAAGCUCAAGCGAGAACACCGGAAUCAUUUCCUUCGGUUUAUAGUGAGAUAGAGAAGAGAUUGAAGGACCUCGAAUUCAAACAAUCGGGAAGAGAUCUUAGAGCACUAAAGCAGAUACUAGAAGCAAUGCAAGAAAAGGGACUGUUAGAGAGCCGAAAAGACGAACAAGUUCCAAAUGUAAAUGGAAGUCGAGGUGACUAUGAACCGAAAGCUGCCAAUCUAAAUCAAAAUUCAAGGUCGGGAAAGCAACAAAAUCAUCAGAGAAACAAUUUUCUAUCAUCUACAAUCAAGGGAAGUGACUCAGCAAGAGCUUUUGAUUCUCCGAUAGUGAUAAUGAAACCGGCAAAACUUGUUGAGAAAUCCGAGAUUUCGGCUUCUUCAGCUAUUCCAAUCGGUGGUUUUUCUGCUUCGCAUAAUAGAAACAACAUAUCUUCUACUCUAAAAGACCAGUCUCCGAAGAAUAUUCGCAGGGAUGCUUCUCCGAGUUCCACCGAAAAGAAAACAAGCAUUACCAAGACUACUAGAUCAUCGCAAUCUCAAUCAAGGUCUCAACAAUUCCCAAAAGAAAAUAACCAAAGUCCAGUGAAGAAUUCAGGUUCUGUGAGUCCAAGAUUGCAGCAGAAGAAGCUGGAUUUAGAGAAGCGAUCUCGUAUACCUACUUCACCAUCCGAUGCAAACAAAUCAAGAAGACAAUCUGGUAAAAAGGUAGCAGAAUCAGUUUCCCCUGGUGGAAAAGUACGACACAAAGACAAAGUCGUUAACUCACAGCAUAGCGAAGAGCAAAUGAGUGAAUUAAGCAAUGAUUCUCGAAAUUUUUACCAAGGGGAUGAAAUUUCUCUUCCAUCAGAUGGUGUGACCGUCGACUCGAAAUUGGAUAUUGAAGUCACUAGUAGUUUACGGACUAACAUAACCGAUGGCAGCCAGAGUCCGUCCUUGAAAGCGAUGAAGCAAUUGGUUUCAGAAACAGUUCAGAAAAAAUCAACUCCAAGGUUGGAUGAAGAUGAUACAACUCAGGAACUUGCAACAAAGGCCCUGGAACAUCCAAGUCCUAUCUCGGUUCUCGACGGAUCUGUGUACACAGACGACGUGGCAUCGCCAGCAAUGCAGACACCUAAAGAUCCACAAGUUGGUAAUGAUCAAGAAUCCAAAGACAAUGAGGUCAAAGAUCAAUGGAAGCCCGAUGAUGGCCUUUCAUUCAACAGCACAGGAUCCGGGGAGAUCAAUCGCAAGAAAUUACAAAGCAUAGAUCAUCUUGUUCAGAAGCUUAGACGGCUAAACUCAAGUCACGACGAAGCUAGAAACGAUUACAUUGCUUCACUAUGCGAAAACUCAAAUCCAGACCACCGAUACAUAUCUGAAAUACUACUAGCCUCAGGUCUCUUACUCAGAGACCUGAGUUCCGAAUUCCUGACAUUUCAACUACACUCGUCGGGUCAUCCUAUCAACCCGGAGUUAUUCCUUGUCUUGGAACAAACCAAAGCAAGUAGUUUGCUUUCAAAAGAAGAAACCACCACCUUCGAAAAAUCCGCCUUCUCAAAGCAAAACACCGAGAAAUUCCACCGAAAACUCAUCUUUGACUCCGUGAACGAAAUCCUCGGUGCAAAACUAGGCUAUUCUUCCGAACCAUGGUUUCAACCCAACAAACUCACAAAGAAAAACCUUAGCUCUCAAAAGCUUCUCAAAGAACUAUGCUUCGAGAUAGAAAAAGUCCAAGCCAAGAAAACUGAAACCUGCCUAGAAGACGACGAAGAGGACGACGGUCUAAAGAGUUUGUUGUGUGAAGAUGUGAUUCAUGGAUCAGAAUGUUGGGAAAAUUUCAAUGGUGAAAUACCUGGAGUUGUGUUGGAUGUUGAGAGAUUGAUAUUCAAGGAUUUGGUGAAUGAUAUUGUGAUUGGUGAAGCUGCUGGUUUGCGAGUCAAGUCGUCGGUUCGACGCAGGAGACUGUUUGGAAAGUAGUUUGGUUCAUUUCUUUCCUUAAUUUCUCACUGAUAUUAGAUCUUUAUAAACUUGUCAUUUGCAUAUAAUUUAUCUUCAGUGUCAAGGCAUUAUAGAGCUAUGAUUAUUUUUCUUGUCUAAGAUGUAAAGAAAUUUGACUUGCCAUGGAUUUAUGGAAUGGAAUACAUACUGCAUUAUAACUAAAA
Lathyrus oleraceus (garden pea) is the source of this 4083-nucleotide messenger RNA. Its product is annotated as protein LONGIFOLIA 2. The transcript is spliced from 5 exons. NCBI's taxonomy places the organism in Eukaryota, Viridiplantae, Streptophyta, Magnoliopsida, Fabales, Fabaceae. The coding region runs from base 638 to 3898 and encodes 1086 amino acids. Gene Ontology annotation, biological process: regulation of monopolar cell growth. The record is from RefSeq and is a predicted model, not a curated record.